Molecule: messenger RNA, 646 nt
Organism: Bemisia tabaci
Lineage: Eukaryota; Metazoa; Arthropoda; Insecta; Hemiptera; Aleyrodidae
Source: RefSeq, a predicted model, not a curated record
UGCAACUUGGGUCGCUAACUUGGAGAGCCUCCCUAACAUUGGCACUCCCAUAUAAAAGAAUCGGAGCUCAUCAACUCGAUACAGUUUCCUCCCUGAAUCUGGUGAAAUUGUGCGAUUUUCAAUCAAGAUGAAUUUUUCGUUAUUGAAAUGCGUGUUUUUGAUGGCGGUCGGUCUGGUUGCCCUGGCGGCCGCUCAUCCCGGUGACGGGUACAAUGGCGGUUCUUACGGGGGCAAUGGCUACGGCAACCACGGGGGUGGCGGAUGGAACAACCACGGGGGUGGUGGAUGGAACAACCACGGGGGUAGUGGCUACAACAACCACGGUGGAAACCACCAUCAUGGUGGUUACGGUCGCUAAGGUCUCGGCACACCCACAGUAAAAUUUGCGCAAAAGAUACACGAACAUGUUGUACAUGAUCAUUCCAAUUUUUCAAAAACAAGAGAGCAAAUAACAGUGAACACAGGAGCACAGUGAGAUACAGGAACAUGUUGUACAUGAUCAUUCCAAUUUUUCAAAAACAAGAGAGCAAAUAACAGUGUACACUGGGAACACAUUGACAGUAAGUCUUACGCUUUGAAGUAGAACAAAUAUAUUUGAGUAAAUAAAAACUCUUCGAUUUAAAUAAACUGUUCCUUUACUUCACAA